This is a messenger RNA of Cylicocyclus nassatus, 1517 nucleotides long. The record is from the annotation of a GenBank genome assembly. Lineage: Eukaryota; Metazoa; Nematoda; Chromadorea; Rhabditida; Strongylidae.
AGGUGAUCAACAUGGUCGAUCCAGUCGGUCGACUAAUAUUCAAACUACCGCCAUUGGCUCGGAUAAUUACUGUAUUAACGGGUGCUGUACUUAUUCAUUUAACUAUAGGAACAUAUCAUACUUUCGGUAAUAUGCUACCUUAUAUGGCUUCGUACAUGCGAAAUUAUACUGAUCGUAGCAUACGGAUUGAAGAUUUCAUGUGGAUUCCAACAUUCCAAGGUUGCUUUCCGUUCGCAAUGGUGAUUGGUGGGACAUUGGCGUUGCAUGUUGGGCCACGGAUGGCUGCUCUUAUUGGUUGCACUAUUGCCACAUCUGGUGUUGCUCUUUCAUUUUGGGCUAUAAAAUAUUCUUUCUUCUUAUUUUUUGUUACUUAUGGCCUUCUUUUUGGCCUUGGACAAGGUAUCGCAUAUGUUACUGCUGUAGCAACCGUAAUAAAUUGGGCUCCGGAGAAAGUGGGGCUGGUCAGCGGCAUUGUUGCAGCUGGCUUUGGUGUCUCGUCGUCUAUUUUUGCUCCCAUACAAACAUACAUUAUCAAUCCGAAAAAUCUACCAUCUACUCGUGAUGGCUAUUUCCUUGACAAAGAUCUCUUACAACGGGUACCAGAUGUAUUCCUAACUUUAGCUGCAGUUUAUGCCAUUAUGCAGAUGAUAGGCCUUAUAGUUGUGUGUGAUCCACCUGAAAAGAUCCGUAGCUCGGGACUCGGCUCCAUUUCCGAAUUCAUCGGAAGCUUUCGAAAUCACACGAAGCGUCGGACAGAGUUCUCAACCGUCCUAUAUAAGCAACUUCCGCGGGAAGAAAUAACGACUUCCCAUGGUACGACUGCCAGGCACCGAUCUGUAUCGCGCGAUUCAAGUGAUAGCGACGAAUCCGACUCCUCCGAUGUAUUUCUUACUGAGCGGAAUAAUGAGACAUCCAUGCGACCAGCGGAAAUGCUCGCAUCAUCCACUUUUUAUUUUCUAUUCGCAGCCUUGUUCUGCUGUUCGUUCUAUGCCAACAUGUUCUACAACCUUUACAAGACAUUUGCGGAAACGUUCAUCGACGAUGAUUUCUUUUUGGCGAGGGCAUUUGCCAUAGGUUCGACUGUGAAUGCUUUUGCUCGAAUUGGAUGGGGCUAUAUGACUGAUCGAACCAAUUUUCAGGUGGCGGUCUCGACAGCAACGUGUUUGGCUUCUGCCCUUUUGCUAACUAUGCCUAUCACAAAGGAACUGGGUAGAUAUGCAUUCCUGCUAUGGCUUGUGGGAAUUUUCAUAUGUAUGGGAGCCACACAUGCGCUCUUUAUUACCGCAUCGGUGAGAUGCUUUGGCGACAAAUAUAAAGCCAGCAACUAUGGAUUCCUGAUAUUUUCUACGACCUGCAGCGGUAUAAUGCUGUCGUUCGUGUCCGAGUAUUAUUUGGCGACGAUUGGAUAUACUUAUCUCUUUAUAAUCACUGCUCUCUUCCCUUUCACGGCAUUCAUUAUCACCUCUUUAAUCCAUCGGACACCACAAGGAGCUAAUAUAUGUGGUUAAAAGAAAAAU